GGUGAAGAUGGAUCCAAAUUAAAAUGUUGCGCAUUGUCGCCCGGCAUCCUUCGCGUGGCCCCAUUUACGUACAAAUCCUUCAAAGCGGCGCCCGCUCGAAGGCCUAACCAAGCUGUGGUGCAUUUCACACGCUUCGCCGGAGUUCUGCAACACGAAUUGGCACAAAGGAUGUAGGAGCAGCCAGGAGGAGGGCUUGGGCGAAACAGGAAGCCCCGAGCCCACACCGACCGAGGCGAAAGUUUCGGGCUGCUGAGCUGGCAAAAAAGUUUUGCCGCCGCCGCUGAGGCUGCAUUAAAUCUGUGGCCAAAUAUGAUUUCUAGCUUUAAGCGGAGGAACGGUUUUAAGAAACUGUGAACUGAUUCUAUCUCAGCAGCCUAUGUCACGGAUCUCGUCGUUUCACCUAACUGCCGCCUAAAUGCGCCUAAAUGCAAUUUUUGUUACUUGCCGAAACUUUCGCCUGCUUUACCUUUUUGGCAAAAGUUUGUUUCGAGUUUUCCUGAGCCCAGGCAAUAGCAAAGGCGGUGGGAGUGGCUGGGUCUGAACUUUUGUAAUUAUUUGAUUUAUCAAAUAGCAGAGGCUGUUCAUGCCGAGCAAUAAAGGCCGCCGUCUUUUCUUUUGGCUUCGGUAUAAUUUCAUUUAGAAGUUGCAAAGAGGCCAGUUUGCUUUUGUCGGAUGUGGAAUCUCAUUCCUUGACACAGCCGCCUGGCACAUGUAAUCAAAAACUAAAUGGGAUUGCGACGUCGGAAGGUCAAGGCUAGGACUUAGGAAACUUCUGUGCACCCGAAGAACAGCAAACACCGAACCAAAUCAUAAAACACCUGUGUGAGGUAUGCAAACAGAGAACGCAACAGCUGCUCCCUAUCUGCUUCGACGAUAACGCUGCGCACCAACAAAACCGAGAGCGUUCUGCAGUUGAUCACAUACUGCUGGCGGGGAAUGUCUUUGGUCUGGAUCAUUCUGCUCGGUCUCCUGAUCUGCGAAAGAAGCACCUUCGGAGCCCUGCCCUCCGCCGAAUCCACACACUAUCGUCUACGUAGCAGGAACCUUCCGGAGCAGACAUCACGACGGAUUGUGCCCAUUCCCACUUCACAUAAGAUUGCCCUCAGAACGGAAAAGAAUCGGCGUGGUGAAGCAUUUAACAACUCUAUUUCCACUUCUGAUACGGCAGACUACAACAUAUGGCACGCACUGAAAGCCGAUGGAAAGGCCAACUUCUAUAUACUCUUUUUCGCCAUAUAUAUUAGCUACCUAGUGUAUGUGCUGUUCUAAGUCGGGGCUUUAUGCAAUAAAUGUCAUCGUCAUA
Molecule: messenger RNA, 1303 nt
Organism: Drosophila mauritiana
Lineage: Eukaryota; Metazoa; Arthropoda; Insecta; Diptera; Drosophilidae
Exons: 1
Coding region: 937-1269 (110 amino acids)
Source: RefSeq, a predicted model, not a curated record